Molecule: messenger RNA, 8216 nt
Organism: Diachasmimorpha longicaudata
Lineage: Eukaryota; Metazoa; Arthropoda; Insecta; Hymenoptera; Braconidae
Gene: Rab3-GEF
Product: MAP kinase-activating death domain protein
Exons: 17
Coding region: 363-5582 (1739 amino acids)
Biological process (GO): regulation of Rab protein signal transduction; regulation of apoptotic process
Cellular component (GO): cytosol
Molecular function (GO): guanyl-nucleotide exchange factor activity
Source: RefSeq, a predicted model, not a curated record
GCGGGGCUUUUCCUGCGCUGGCGCAUACUCCCAACAUCGAGACAAGUAAAAUACUCUUCAUCAGCUCAGUACGUACGGUUUUACGACUACGACGAGACACUAGGGAUAUCAAUGAUGUCCUGGAAAAUUUAUUGAUUUUUAUUCUCGUAAGAAUCCAAAGAAUUUCAAUACUAUUUCGUUAUUUCACGAGGUACUUACAGUGAUUACAGCAGUAGUGGACGUAGUACAGAUAUUUUGGAACAUAAGAUCAUUUAUGAUGCUAUUGAACAAUAAACCUUCUCCAAUCGUUUCCAUCAAUCCAAUGUCACAGACAACGACAAUUCGGUGACUGAUAUCAACAAUCGAUAACUCGAAUAAUAAAAAUGGACGAACAGAAAAAAUCCCUGUGCCCACGACUCGUGGAUUACAUGGCCAUUGUCGGCGCAAGGUCAUGUCCAGGCUCGAGGCAGCCUGUUCAGGUGCCAGAAUUACUGCGCCGUUAUCCAGUGGAGGAUCACAAGGAUUUUCCAUUACCACUCGACAUGGUGUAUUUCUGUCAGCCAGAAGGAUGCACCAGUGUCGGCCCUAAACGUACGGUGUUGAGAGAAGCUACGUCAUUCACCUUCACCCUCACCGACAAGGAUUCAGGCAAAACGCGUUAUGGAACAUGUGUAAAUUUUUAUCGUCCAGUGGAGAGAAUAACAAGUUCAACCACAACAGGGAUGAGGAUCCGAAAAGACAAGAAUGAUCCAAAAUUGCGCAAAGAAAGUUGGCGAAAGAGCAUGGAAAAAAGCUCGGAUUCAGCUUUCUCAAGCGACCACAGAAGUAGUGCCAUUGGGCCUAGCGAUUCAGACAGAGAAUAUCCCAGCAGAAGGGAUUCAGACACACCCAUGGCAACGCGAGCACCGCGUCUGGGUAUAACUGCACCGAGUGGAGACAGUGAGAGUGGUGGCAGCCAUUCACCCUCACCCAGGGCAUCACGACGAAGGCAGAGGAUUAGAAAUCACUCGCUUACUUCUCUCUGUAUCAUCUCGCAUCAUCCAUUCUUUUCACGAUUUCGAGAAUGUUUAUUCGUAUUGAAACGAAUUAUUGAUGCCUGCAACGACAACAUGUCACCACAAAAGGUUGGGGCAUCGAGACAGAUUAACAGAGAUUCCGUAUGGAGUGUCCUCGCCAAUCAAUGUUUCGAAGGCGCCUCCUCCCUGGUUCUCCACGACGUCCGUGAGAUAGAAACCUGGAUACUCCGGCUGUUGAGUGCCCCCGUCCCAGUUCCCGAAAAAACACGUCUUGAAAUGGAGAUAGUCUCGCCCCAGAUUUACCCGGCCCUUUGCUUUGCUCUUCCAGAUCACGUUCGAUUUUCCCUCGUUGACUUCCCCCUCCACUUACCCCUUGAGCUCCUUGGGGUGGAUAUUUGUCUCAAAGUCCUGACACUAAUACUCCUCGAGCACAAGAUAGUAAUGCAAUCACGUGACUACAAUGCACUCUCAAUGUCAGUGAUGGCGUUCGUAACAAUGAUCUACCCCCUGGAGUACAUGUUCCCAGCAAUUCCAUUACUUCCAACAUGUAUGAACUGCGCCGAACAACUGUUAUUGGCCCCCACCCCCUUCGUCAUAGGAAUUCCCGCGUCAUUUCUGCUGUACAAAAAGAACUUCGACCUUCCCGAUGACAUUUGGCUGGUAGAUCUAGACAGCAAUAAAAUAACGCCGCCAUCAGGACCCUGUGAGCACCUUCCAGCCCUCCCGGAGCCGGAAGGAUCAAUCCUGAAGAAUCAUCUGAGACAAGCGAUGCAGCUAAUGGACCAGGCUGGCUCCAAUAUCAUCCCCAGCGUUCCAGGGUCCCAGAGAUCGUCAAUCUCCCCUCAACCUGGGCUUUCAUCGCCAUCACGUCGAGAGAGUACUUCAUCUCAUCAGUCAACCCUCAGUGUCAUCUCCUCCACAAAACAUCGAGCCAGUGUAGACGUUGGAGGGAGUCACAGCCCCAUAAGUUCCCCUGGAGCCUCUGGUGCCUCUUCACCGAGUAGAAACUUCACUCCUCCCAUCCAGAAAUCACCGCAACCUCCCUUCAACCCUUUCAUCUACGGCAAUGAUGUCGAUUCGGUGGACGUAGCCACUAGGGUUGCGAUGGUUCGUUUCUUCAACUCCCAGAAUCUACUGGCGAAUUUUACCGAGCACACCAGAACUUUGAGGCUGUACCCGAGACCUGUCGUUGCUUUCCAAAUCAACUCAUUCCUCAGGUCGAGACCAAGGACGAGUGAGUUUCUGGAUAAAUUUGCGAGGACACAGGCUGUGGAGUUUUUGGCUGAGUGGUCACUGACGCCAAACAAUGUGGCCUUCCUGAGGGUACAAACUGGAGUAUUUGAUCCAGCACAGAUUGGAGAUAAGCCUAAGUGGUAUGCAGCUUCGUUGGAGCCCAUUCAUUUUUCGGUCUGGGAUAAUUGCAGUUCAUUGGUGAGUGCGCUGAAGAGCAUCCAGGAAAUGGAGAACCAACCGACUGACGAGAGUGGGUCGGACUCCGAGGGGGCGGAGAGCACCAGCUCGAGUUACUCCUCGCUCAGUGAUUUUGUCUCUGAGAUGGUGUCGUCAGAUUUAUCACCAAGCUACAACUGUCAAUCUCAAACAGCACAGCCACAAGUGAUGUCCCUGUCAGUGGAUCCUAAAAACGUUUACAAUCCACCAGAUACACUCCAGUACCCAGGAAUUGAGGAUGACGUACAGGCACGUGCAGACAGUCCACCGAGUACAUCCUCGAGUCACAGUGAUUUGAGUAGUCCAAGUUUUAAUCGGGAUUCUGAGUUAGAAUUGAUACCAAAGAGCCAAGAACAAUUUCAACUCCCGAAGCACCAGCCAAUGCCGAUGAUCCCAAGUCUGGAGAGACAACCGAGUGCCGGACACCUCACAAGUAGAACCUCGAGCUUUAGCAGUCCAGUGGCACCUCUACCAACUCGUCAGAUCAGUGGUGAGAAUGGAUCGCCUCGUAGAAGCCUGACAGGAAUACCACCAGAUUUUCCUGUACAUCCAUCCCUCCCACAAAGACAGAACAGUGGAGGAAGUCCAGGAAGUGGAAAUGGAGUGCUCAGACAGGGCUCUCAGGGCUCCCUCUUCGAGCAAAUUGCUCAUCAGGCCAAGGAUUUGGUUCGGGAAACUACUAGGCAAAGCAGUCAGGAUGGAUUCCUCGCUCACAUGGAUAAAUUCAAACAUCAUGCUAAGGAGAAGAUCACUGAAGUUGGUGAGGACAGUCCAUUUGCUGCUCUCGAGCAUUUAACUCAACAAACUAAGAAAGCUGUGGAUGAGGCCACGAAGUCGGUACAAGAGGCAUCAAAGAGUGCAAUGGAAGCGGGAAAAACUGCUGCUGGUGUCAGCAAAAAUACUCUGGAUGACUUGACUUAUGUGGGAAAAAGUACGAUUGGGGAUUUAACGAAAAGUGCUAAGGAAGUUGCCACUAAAAAAGGUCUACUCAAGAGCUUGGGAGACUCUCAACAAUCGCCACCACACACUCCUCCCUCGCCAAGUAUGCAACAAAGAAGAGAUGCCAACAAUACUCAACUGGUAGCUCCAGAGACAAGAGCUAAACGUGACAUCGGCCGUGACUUCUUCAGUAACGUCAGCAGUGAUAUAAAUGGAAUAGCAGCCCAGACGAGUGACAUGUUCAGUGGUCUAUUUGGUAAUAAAGGUGGAAAUAAGAAUUCUGGUCUCUUGGCUCAAGGGCAAAAAGGGAAAAAUAAAUCACCCACUUUCGGGCCAUUCAAGCGAGGAAAAACUGGAAAUGUGGAAAAAACAUCUUUGAUAAAACAUUCAGCGAGUAGAGACAAUCGUGAAGAUCUUCAGAGGAUGCAAAAUACUGAGAGAACCAAUACUAAUAGUGACAAUCAGGCAUUUUUGACAGACGUGGUCCAUCAGGUGUUGGAUGGAGAGGGGGUUGGAUUUUUCAAGUUGAAUCGAUUGAGAAAACUUAUGGAGGAUGAGAGUUACCGUGAUCUCGUUGUUACGAAGUUGAAUAAAGGAUUGAAUCGCCGAAUCAGUCCUGAUGAUCAUAUCGAUGAUGUGUGUAUUUCUCGGGGAGUCUACAAAGGAAUGCUCAUGUGCCUUCAAGCAGUAUCCCACGGUUUGAAUUCAACUUACGAAAAUUUCGGUUUGGGCGGUAUGGCAUCGGUUUUUCAAUUGAUGGAAAUCGCCCACACCCACUACUGGAGUAAAGAUCUGUCGGAUGGGGCAUUAGAGGGACCUCUUAUGCUUCAAGCAAGUUCAUACGGUAGUCAUGAUAGUUUAAGAUCUCACCCACCGUCAAAGCAAUCAGAAUAUGGUGAAGUAACAAGAAAAUUAUCAUCCCAAGAUCCUUCGCAAGUGCGUCUCGAAAUAUCUCAUGCUUCGUCAGCACCAGUACACUCUGAUAAUAAUCAAUCCACUACGGAUUUAUUUCUCGAUAUGUUUUCGAAGAAGGGAAAGUUGCUGAGUAAACUGGCAUCCUUUGAUUCUGAAGGCAAUAAAAGUUCAUCAGCACUCUCGAGUGAUUCUCAAUCUUCUGAUCGAAGCAGUAUAUUAAAUCACCCGGCAUUUCGACCAUCCAAUCAAUCAUCAAUUCGAAGUGCUGUAUCGGACAGCGAAGUUGAUGGCAAUAGUCGUGACAAACGCUCAGGAAGCAUAUGGUCUAGUAAAUCAUCUCUCAGCACUGGUUUCAGAUAUCAUGGGGGUAAUUUAGUGACCACUGCCACUACUCCGAGUCCUGAGGCUGCUAGGACUUAUUUAUUUGAGGGCUUAUUGGGCAAGGAACGCUCUCGUUUGUGGGAUCAAAUGCAAUUUUGGGAAGAUGCGUUCUUAGAUGCUGUGUCGCAGGAGCGGGAUAUGAUAGGGAUGGAUCAAGGGCCGGGAGAGAUGAUGGAGAGGUACAAAAGUUUGAGCGACAGCGAGCGUCGACGACUUGAGCACGACGAAGACAGAUUACUAUGCACUCUACUUCAUAACUUAACAGCAAUUUUAGUGAUGCUGAAUGUUACUAAGCUCGAGGUCAAGAGAAAAGUUCGAAGAUUACUGGGAAAGAGUCACAUCGGGCUCAUUUACAGUCAGGAGUUGAAUCAACUGCUCGAUCAAAUUGAUAAUUUGCACGGGAAUGACAUCGAUUUGAAGCCACUGACGUCUCGACAAAUGCACAGACAAUCGUUUACCGUCCAUGCUGGUACGGAUGCCGACGGUGAAUUACGUUUUCUCGAAGUACGGCACGACGGACUCGUUUUGAGAUCGGUAAACGGUGUAAUUGUCGAGCGUUGGUGGUACGAGCGUCUUGUCAACAUGACCUGCAGCCCCAAAAAUAAAGUUCUGUGUUUGUCUAAGAGAAAUGUUGAUCAACUCGAACUUCACAAUUAUUACACUAAAAAAUGUAAAGACCUUUAUUACUGCAUAAAAGACGCGAUAGAAAAAGCAGCAGCUCGAGGUCGUGCGAAUCUCGGUGUCGAGCUUGGCGAUGAAUUCCCGGUACAGGACAUGCGCACCGGCGAGGGUGGUCUUCUUCAAGUUUGCAUUGAGGGUGUAGGCUUACUUUUUGCCAAUAGCAAGUCUAGUCAGUUGGACAAUAAAGAAAAUAACAAACAAUACGCAGUUCGAUAUGUGUAAACAAUGAGUUAAACUACUGAGCGUAAUAGAUGGCGGUGAAGUAAUAAAAUAAAGGAUUGGAAUGUCAUGGGCCGACCAAUAAAUUUACCGAUAAAAACAUAUCUACAAAGUAUUUAUUCGCAAUUACUUGAUUAUCUGAAAUUGGUUGAACUAUUUUUCAGUAAGCUCACAAUUUUGUUAUUUAUUCGGAUAAUUUUUUGUGUUUCAUUGAUUCAUUUUACUCAUUUUCUAUUUACAUUAUGUUUAGUUAUUAUUUUUGAGAAGGACCACUCAAGACUACCCCUCUCCCCACUCUCUACUUUAAUUAAAAAAAGAUAUCUAGGUUCAAAGCCGAUUGUAACAUUUACAUACCUCUGAUUCUUAUGUAUAAUCUAUUUCCAUAAUUUAUUCUACCAAAGUAGUUAACAGGACAAGUUAGUUUUGGACUUCUUCUGUACAUUAAAGUCAUACAGGAAAAUUGCAAAAAAUCGUGAAAUUGUAUAAUUAAAUUCGAGACAUUCUUUGACUCUCUCCUAUUUUGUUAAUUAAUCGAUUGAUUUACCUUUUAAAACCAUUUCUAAAUGUUUUUCUUUGCAUGGAGCUCGAUGUGCAGCAACAGUCUCUAUUUUAUCUGUAUCCAAAUUAUACUAUUAUAUAUCCGCAUUCUAUAUUUAUAUUUUUCAUUUUAUAUUCCCGUAAAUUUUUAGUUCAUCAAAAGGGAAAAUCAGAGAUAAAGUCCCACAUCGAUUGCUGUUUUUUUAAAAUCAUUAUACUAUAAAUUUUUAUCAUUAUCCGAUUAAGAUCAUACAUAUAUAUUUUUCGUAUAUUGAAUGUUGAAUGCCUACUAAAUAUUAUACAACUAUUUUGGAUUGAUAAUGAAAAAAAGAUGAAAUUUAAAAAACCAGCUGAUAUUUUAUGUCUGGUAUUCAAACUUGUUAGAAAAAGUCUAUUUGCACAACUGAUGUGUGCUAUACUCUGUAAACAUUAGUUGAAACAUUUGUCGUGCUUACUUAUGAAUUAAUUUAAUUAUGUGAAUAAUAGAUUGUUCUUUUGAAAUAAUUAAAAAAAUAGACUUUUUUCAACUUUUAUCGGGAACUUUUGAGAUGGUCCUUGAACAAUAAUUUAUGUAAUAUUAUCAAUAAUAUUGAAGGUAAAAACAACUGUCAGUAGCGGUGUAUAUCAGACAAUUAUUUUUAUUUAGAGAGAGGAAAAAAAAUCGAUUUAUUUCUUAUUCUGCUCUUUCUGUUUUUGUCCUGUCUCACGACAUUGCCCUCGCUGGACAAACAGGAUUUCGAGGUAUUGAAACUAAUCAAGUGACUCAUUGUUACAAUUCAGUAUAUCCAUUAAUUUUAUAAUUCAGUGUUGGCCGUUUUUAUCAUUAUUACUUUUAUCAUUUGAAAGAUUUAUUCAUAAAUGCUUAUCUAUGAUUUUAUAUGAUAUAUAUUAGUUUUAUUUUUAGCAGUGCUAAGAGUAUCUAAACUACAUAUACCCUUUUUCAAAAUCGCAUAAUAUUCAUUUUACAAAUAGAAAUGCUCUGUCCUACUUGACUGUUUACCACUAAAAUUGGUGUUAGUUGUGAUUAAAUGUUUUCAAAUAAUUCCAAUAUUGAAAUUAGAUGAAAUAUAUUGAACCAAUACCAAAACCAAAUUCAAUAGUUUAAUCAUCAAUUAUCAUUGAUUAUAAAUUUAAUUUUUACUCUAAUAUUUGCUGGAGACAGUGCAAAUUACAAAAUUUACUGGUGAACAAAAGAAUUGCUGCAUGAUAUUGGCAAUCAUAUUAAUUUGCACAAUCUCCACAGCCAGUUAAAGGGUCUAUCAGAAACAUCUGUAGUUGUGCUAGUUUUUUUGUCAUUGAUUUAUAUUUACAUUCAGUUCUUAGCUAAAAUAUAUUUGAAAUCGAUGAAUCCGACCCUUUCGGCAUGUUUUUGUAUUUGCUCACCUUUGGGGAAGGCGCAAAAUCUGAAAAGAGGUCAUAUAUGCGGCAAAGUGUUGGAAUGAGAGCAGUCUAAUAAUCUCAUAUCAAAUAUAUGUCGAAAAUUCAUAAACUGGGAAAGUGCGUCUUUUUGGUCAUAUCACUUGCGAACAAUUUUAGGAAGUGAUUUAGCCAAAGAAUCAACUAUAUCACAAUAAACGAAAAAACCAAAAAAGAUGCAUUUUAUUUUCAAAUAUUCAUGUUCAAUUGAAAAAUCAAUCGAGUGGGGAAACAUCUAUUUAUGUGAAAUUUUUGAAAAAUUUCCAACAGUGUAGUGUUCUUUCAUCAAAACAUAGAAAAUAAUCCCAGAGUUUGAUUGUCUCUUUUCAUCAUUCUGCUGCUGAUUCAUUCGGUUUUGAAUGAAAAAAUCACGAAUAAUAUAAUGAGUGCGCUACAAGCCUGCCUAGAGGCUCUAAUAGAAGGCAAUGGAUUGAAACAAUGGGUUGGUCCAUGGCACCGUAACACUAAAUAUGUUUUAUCGAUGUUCCAACAUUACACUAACACAAUUCACGAAUUCCAAUAGAAAUGUGGCACGUAGAACAAUAAACAGAGAAGAAAACUUUUUUUUUGUAUUAGAGAAAAAUGGAGAUAUUGACAGAGAAGAACAUUUUUGGCAUACUCUAGGGUAGUUUAUAAACUAGUUGAAUAUCCUUCACCGCUCGUUCAUUAAAAAAACACACAUUC